UCACCUCGUUGGCAAGUUUUAACACAAAUGGAACGCCAUAAAUUGUCUCGUUUAACUUUUGCAGAAGCGUACGAUAAAUCUGUUCGCCCCUACAUCGAUCUUGUCGACAGUCUUCGUAGCAGCGGUGUUGACAAAGACGUUAGUCUUCCUUCUGUAGUCGUCAUCGGAGAUCAAAGCACAGGCAAAAGCUCAGUACUUGAAGCAAUUUCGGGUGUUCAGUUACCGCGGGGAACAGGAAUAGUUACGAGAUGUGCCUUAGAACUACGACUGAAGAAGAAUAGACGCCAGAAUGCUAGCGAUCAGUGGAGUGGGCGACUGAGAUAUGUUACUAAAUCCGGAAAAGAAAACGUUGAAUUGACAAGUCCAGAAGAGGUGGAAAGUGCUGUUCAACGUGCACAAAACGCUCUUGCAGGUGAUGGUAAAGGAGUCAGUGAGGACGGUAAAAUUGAGCUCGAAGUCUGCUCACCUCACGUUCCUGAUCUUACCCUCAUUGACCUUCCUGGGAUCACGCGAGUUGCUAUUGAAGGACAGCCCCAUAACAUCGCAGACAUGAUCAAGUCUCUCAUCAAGAAACAUAUUACCAAAGGAGAAACUAUCAUUCUUUGUGUCAUUCCAUGUACCAGCGACAUUACUACGUCUGAGGCUUUGGUGUUUUCCCGAGAAGUGGAUCCCGAAGGUGACAGAACCCUUGGUGUCCUAACACGGGCUGAUCAAACUGGACAAGGAGAAGAAAAAGCAAUCAUGGAUAUCCUGCAGCAGAGAAGUGAUGUAAAAUUGAAACUAGGCUGUACAGUCGUGAAAUGUCGAAGCCAGAAAGACAUUGAGAACCAAAUGUCUCUAGAUGAUGCUCUAGAAGCAGAGAGGGAGUUCUUUCAAGAGCACGAGAUGUUCUGCAAACUGGAGGCCGACAAAAUGGGGAUUAAAGAAUUGUCACUGAAACUAACACGACAACUGGUUGAGCACAUACAAGCUUGCCUUCCCAACCUACUGGUUGAUGUGGAAAAAGCUCUCACACAAACUAAAGCAAAUCUAGAUCGACUUGGAUCACCCCUUCCCAAAAAUAAAAUCGAAUUUCUCGUAGAAGCUUUACUUCAGUAUGGGAAGACACUAGGUGCUGUGGUUAAAGGCGACUGCAUUGCGCAGAAAGAGUUGAAUGAUGAUCGUAUUUUUAAAGAUGUAAGAAGCUGCUUUCACGAGUUUGGAAAGAAAAUUCAUUCUUUGUGUCCAGAUGAAGGUCGUCUAGAAGACAUCGAAGAGCAGAUUAAAGAGAAAAGAGGCAGAGAGUUGCCGGGAUUUGAAAACUACGGAGUAUUUGAAGCAGUAGCAUUUGGAUGUGUGAAUACCUUUAAAGAGCCAGCUUUGGAAUGUUUGCAGAAUGUAAAGCAAUUGAUCGAGAAAGCAUAUGUUGAACUUGCUGCUGGUCAGUUUGAGAGAUUUCCCACUUUGAAACGGAAUGUCAUAGGUCAAGUAGGGAGUCUGUUCCAAAAAAGAUGCAAUGCAGCAGAAGAAGCAAUUGAGACAAUGAUGAGUAUGGAGGAGUGGAUCUAUACCAGAGAUUCAGUAUAUCAAAACGUAAUGACUGAUGUUUCCUCUGAAGGCGCAGCAGGCGACAGACAACCGUCCCCUAGCGUAGAACCUACAACUACAUCUAAUACCAGAUUUCUCGGUGGUGAAGUUGGCAAUCCAGUCACUGAUGAGUCUAUUGAAUGGUCUGCAAAACAGCUUCUUCAAAAACUUAAAGGCUAUUUUAGGAUCGUGAGUCUUCGUCUUGGAGAUCAUAUUCCAAUGGCUAUCAUGUUGCACUUAUUAACCAACUUUGUGAAAGAUGUUGAAACAAGACUGAUUAGUAAGCUCGUUGGAUUUGAUGGAAAGAGACAAAAGACAUCAAAUGACGAAGACAUCAGUAGUAAUGAAUCGGACUCUGACAAAGAAGAAGAUGCUCUCACCAUUGACAUGCUUGUUUGUGAAGAUGCAAACGUUGCAUUGAAGCGCAAAACGCUCAAGCAAAAGAAACAACGGUUGUUGGAUGCACAGAAAGAGUUAAAGACAUUUACAAUCAAGCGAAAGAAGGAACAUGUUCAGAAUUAACUCACCAAUAGAUUAUGACCACUACUAGAGAUAGUGUCCUUCACUAUUUUGUGUUUAAUUGCAGAAUCCUUACAUUGGAUUUUGCAGUUUGAUAAGGCCCCUAUUUGUUGCAUGUCUGUUUCUCAUCACCCUCCCGCAUCCGAAUGACACCAUUACGCCAUUAUACUGCGCAUGCGUCAUACAACCAGAACACGUGUACGGUGUAUCCUACGUCUCUUCUCGCCUUCUUCCGUGUCUGAUUCAGGAUGUCUGCUCUCCUUAACUAUACACUAUAUUGCAAAACAUCAAGAAAGACGUUUAUACCCUGGAGGAUUACUGGUGUGGAUCCUCCAAAUACGACUUUUGCUGCGUUUUACGAAGGUGAGGCUGACAGAAAUUCGGAGCUACGGGAGCGAACAAGGCAUCUGACGGAGGUGUACCUUGGAAAGUCCAAAGACUCUCUCGACCUCGUUGAUUCUAGCCUCUCCGCAUCCGAUUGUGUCGCUAUCUUCGGAUCAUACGCCAAAUUUUGUGUUGAAGAGUGGAGAGAGGAAGAUCAGUCGAUGAGUGCAAUAGGCAGUGAUUAAUAUGUAGUCAGUGGUCUGUCAGUAAACGUUUGUACCGCUCUAGCCUUGUGCCAUUAUAUAGCCUAUUUAUUAAAUAUAAAAUUCCGAUCUGUUGUGUUCCUUACAUAUUGUGCCUUCGAACUGCUGGUGUCACGUGACAUAUUAAUUAUAAUGGUAAUGGCCCGCCCGCGUCAGUUUGAGAGAAUUUGGUGAUGAGAAACAGACAUGCAACAAAUAGGGGCCUAAUCAUUAUACACACUUCACUAUUAGCCUUUCCUAAACAAGCUGCUCAAAUCCAUGAAUUGUAAAACCCGAUAGCUCUCAACUGCACUGAAUAUUAUUAAAAGUAGA
Corticium candelabrum is the source of this 2984-nucleotide messenger RNA. Its product is annotated as interferon-induced GTP-binding protein Mx3-like. Gene Ontology annotation, cellular component: membrane; cytoplasm; microtubule. Gene Ontology annotation, molecular function: microtubule binding; GTPase activity; GTP binding. The transcript is spliced from 8 exons. Lineage: Eukaryota; Metazoa; Porifera; Homoscleromorpha; Homosclerophorida; Plakinidae. Bases 28 to 2088 code for a protein of 686 amino acids. The record is from RefSeq and is a predicted model, not a curated record.